Molecule: messenger RNA, 2643 nt
Organism: Pediculus humanus corporis (human body louse)
Lineage: Eukaryota; Metazoa; Arthropoda; Insecta; Psocodea; Pediculidae
Exons: 14
Coding region: 1-2643 (880 amino acids)
Cellular component (GO): cytoplasm; nucleus
Molecular function (GO): protein binding
Source: RefSeq, a predicted model, not a curated record
AUGUUAAAUGAAAUUUGCGAAAAUAUAAAAACGGCCAUUGUUCACGGUAGAACGGAUAUAAUUCGUUCUAUAUUAGACACAUGUGAUUCCAAUGCUUCCAACGGCGAAGUUACCAAAGAUAGAUUAUUAAAUAGUAAAAUAAUUCCCGAGGGAACGUUUCUACUCCUGGCAACGCAGUUGAAUCAAGCCGACGUUGUUAGAAAUUUACUGUCGAGCGGUGCGGAUCCAAACAUUUGCAAUGCAUUUCAAUCGGUGACCAACGAAGCCAUAAAACAAAUUUACGUCGAUGAAUUGCUCAGAGCGACAGCAUCAUCAGACGUGAACAGAGUCAAACAAAUAUUAGAUGCUGGUGUCGAUGUGAAUUGUGUCGACACGAAAGAAACGAAAAAUUCUCCAUUGCAUUGGGCUGCUUGUUAUGGAACUGGAAACGUUAUUAAAUUUUUAAUAGAUAGAGGUGCUCGUGUGAAUGCUGUUAACAGUUGUGGUGCGACUCCAUUGCACGAUGCCAUAUCGAGGGGAGCCAAAGAUGUUUGUUCCGAAUUGAUUAACAAUGGAGCUGAUGUUAACAUCGAGCCUCACAAAGGGUGGACCAAACCGGAUAUAUUAGAAUUAAUAAAUUUAAAAUUGAAAAAAAACGAAGAGGAAGAAGAUGGUGAGAGUUUGAAAAGGGAAGAAAUUACAAAAUUGUUAAACAAUUCCGAUGGAAGCGAUCAAAUCGAUGUGAAAAAUAUCGAUUUGCAAAUAUUUAAAUCCGGGAAAAAUCACGUGAUGUACAACAGCAGUUACGAUUUCGAAAACAUCAUAAUGGAGUCGUCGUCGUCGUUGUCGCCGCCGCCGCAACAACAACAAAACGAUAAUAAUAAUAGGAAAAGACACGUGAGUGAGAGUUGUUUAGAUGGUAAAAUGAGAAUGGGAAAAAAUUUUAGCGUAUCACGUUCGAGCAGUUUGGAAAUGUUACCCAAAAUAGAAGAGGCACGUGAGGUUAUCGAAAUAUUAUCGGGAACUCAUUUGAAAUCAUCAUCAUCAUCAACAUCGUGUCAACAAGAAUUGUUUACGGAUUCGUGUUUGAAUUUAUUAUGGCCUAGACCGCAAAAAAUAACAAAAUUUUCCGAACCUGGUUUUGUACCGCAAAAACAACUUCACAUAUCCAUAAGCGUACCUGCAUUACUCACACUAGGUUAUUCCGUUAAAAUAGGCGACGUUCAACCGAGUUUUGGUAAAUUUUCAAGUUCGCCCAUCGAAUGCACGGUGAACGGUAAUUUAUUUUCACGUUCGGAUACCUAUCAGAUACACAUAAAUUCCAGUAAGGUUCACAUUACGGCAAACAGUUUGCGAGGACUUCAUUACAGUAUUUUAACUUUUACUCAGAUGUUGAAAUUAAGCGAAAAUUCAGUAUUGCCUUCAGUAUUAAUACACGAUUAUGGUUGUCUACGUCACAGAGGAGUCCUUCUCGACAUAUCGCCGAGAGGAAGGAUUCCGAAUUUGGAAUUUUUAUUUUCAAUAAUAGAAACUUUGUCGUCGUUGAAAAUCAAUUACCUUCAUCUUUACACGAGGUUACUACCGAGUAACGAAUGGCAAUUGUGCUAUUCUAAAAGAGAAAUGGUUGCGAUAGAUAGGAAAGCUCAAGAUCGAUUUAUCAAUCUCGUACCUGUAUUAGACGUGGAUGAUAAUUUCACGGGAGAAGGAUUGGAGUCGAUGUGGCAAUCAUUCCAAGAAAUUCUAACGUGUUUCCCGAAUUUAACGUACGUUCACAUAGGACCCAGACUGACGGCACUUUUGAUACAAACGAAAGAAAUCACGGAAGAAUUGGACGACACGACGAGCAGUUGUUCGAAUUCUAUAAAUAAUCAAAGCAUUCAUAACGAAAGUUAUUGUUUAGGUAGUAAUUUAGGAUUUCACAGGUUGUGGCCGACGUCGGCCACUCUCAUUGUCUGCGCGAAUAGUCUUAGAGGAAUAAAAAAUUUCGUACCUAGAAAUGUUAUUUUAAUGGAAUACGGGUUUCAGGCCGAUUACGAUUUCAAAACGUGGAGUAAAGCGUUUCAAAAUCAAGGCGGAAUUAUGGGUUUUUGUCCAGGUACGGCGAGCUGGAACAGUGCCGUGACGGCAGCGGUAGAAGAAAACGCUGUCGGAAUCGUCGUCGCUCACUGGUCCGGAUCCUACCAUUUGACACCUCAUCCGUUUUCCAGCACUGGAUUUUUAGUGGGGGCUGGUUUAAGGAUAUUAGGUAAAAUUAUAUUGGAAUUGGGUCACAUCGAAACGUACGUUUUGCGUUGCUCGCGAAAUCAGAGCCUUUUGAACGUGAGCCAGUUGCCGGAUCAAGAGGGAACGGCUUUGUACAAAUUACUAACGGAUUCGGACAACGUGAAUCUCGAACAUUUCUCGCUGGACAUAUUCGCCAAAAUUUCGAAAUACCUGAAGAAAUGUCAGAAGGAAUUAUUCAAGGUCAAGUUAAGUUGCAAUUUCGGCGAGAUGAUAAUCCAAGAGAUUUUACUGAGCGUGGAUUUGAUGCUGACGGCUUGCAGGAUCGGGAGAGCUUUGCUCACGGUCGGAGUGAAUCCGAAUUCGAACAUGGGACUCACGGUCAUCAAUUUAGGAAUCGAAAAUCUUCCGCUCACGUUCAGAACGGACAUAGCAAACAAGUAA